Messenger RNA from Pogoniulus pusillus (Red-fronted tinkerbird), 1944 nucleotides. It is a transcript of the gene SNX1, whose product is annotated as sorting nexin 1. Gene Ontology annotation, molecular function: phosphatidylinositol binding. Bases 40 to 1605 code for a protein of 521 amino acids. Gene Ontology annotation, biological process: early endosome to Golgi transport; intracellular protein transport. The record is from RefSeq and is a predicted model, not a curated record. Gene Ontology annotation, cellular component: endosome membrane; endosome. The transcript has 15 exons. NCBI's taxonomy places the organism in Eukaryota, Metazoa, Chordata, Aves, Piciformes, Lybiidae.
CCGGCGCGGCGGCGGCGGGGCGGAAGCGGCGGCGCGGCCAUGGCGUCGGGCGGCGCCUGCGGCUCUCGGUCCCCUUCCCCUUCUCCCGCCCAGCGCCUUCCCCCUCCCUUCCCCGAGCCCCAUGGCGGCGACAGCGACGCGCCGGGGGAGGCUGACAGCGACUCGGAAGGCGAGGAUAUCUUCACCGGCACCAGCAAGCCCCAGGCCACAGUGCGGCAGAGAGAGUCCCUGCUGCCGGCGGGCGGCGCCUCCCAGCAGAACGGCCUUGGUGCGGAGCAAGACCACCAGGACUUAUUUGCAGAUGCCACUGUUGAGUUGUCUCUAGAGAGCACCCAGAACAACCAGAAGAAGGAACUGGCCAAAGCUUCCAAUCCUGCCCCCUCAUUAGAGGUAGCUGCAAGCUCUUCUGGAACCCUCCCCCAGAGCUACGAGGAGCUGGAAGAAGAGGAACAAGAGGACAAAUUUGACCUGACUGUAGGAGUGAGUGACCCAGAGAAAGUUGGGGAUGGCAUGAACGCCUACGUAGCCUACAAGGUGUCCACGCAGACCACCAUGCCAAUGUUCAGGAGCAAGCAGUUUUCGGUCAAGAGGAGGUUCAGUGACUUUCUGGGUCUCUAUGAGAAGCUGUCGGAGAAGCAUGCCCAGAACGGGUUCAUCGUUCCGCCGCCGCCAGAGAAGAGCCUCAUAGGAAUGACCAAAGUGAAAGUUGGGAAGGAAGACUCCUCCUCUGCAGAGUUCCUGGAGAAGAGAAGGGCUGCUCUGGAGAGGUACCUGCGGAGAGUGGUCAGCCAUCCGACCAUGCUGCAGGACCCUGACGUCAGGGAGUUCCUGGAGAAGGAGGAGCUGCCACGAGCAGUGAGCACCCAGACCCUGAGUGGAGCAGGAAUCCUGAAGAUGUUCAACAAAGCCACAGACGCCGUCAGCAAAAUGACCAUCAAGAUGAACGAGUCGGACAUCUGGUUCGAGGAGAAGCUGCAGGAGGUGGAGUGUGAGGACCAGCGGCUGCGGAAGCUGCACGCUGUGGUGGAGACGCUGGUGAACCACAGGAAAGAGCUGGCCUUGAACACAGCCCAGUUUGCCAAAAGCCUGGCCAUGCUGGGCAGCUCGGAGGACAACACGGCCCUGUCCCGGGCACUGUCCCAGCUGGCCGAGGUGGAGGAGAAGAUUGAGCAGCUGUACCAGGAGCAGGCUAACAAUGACUUCUUCAUCCUGGCCGAGCUCCUGGGAGACUACAUCCGCCUGCUUUCAGUGGUGAGGGGAGCCUUUGACCAGCGCAUGAAGACCUGGCAGCGGUGGCAGGAUGCCCAGACCAUGCUGCAGAAGAAGAGGGAGGUGGAGGCCAGGCUGCUGUGGGCCAACAAACCUGACAAGCUGCAGCAGGCCAAAGAGGAGAUCUCAGAGUGGGAGUCGCGGGUGACGCAGUACGAGAGGGACUUCGAGCGGAUCUCUGCCGUCAUCCGCAGGGAGGUGACUCGCUUCGAGAAGGAGAAAUCCAAGGACUUCAGGAACCACGUCACCAAGUACCUGGAGACACUACUGAACUCCCAGCAGCAGCUGGUGAAGUACUGGGAAGCCUUCCUGCCCGAAGCCAAGGCCAUCUCCUAAGCGGACCUCGCCUGCUGUCCGGGUCUGGGUAGCCACCAUGUACCUCUGCCUCUUCCGCGCGUGGGCCAAGCCUGCUGGCAGCCCCGGGGGCCGCCGGUGGAGGCGUGAGCCGCCCGGGGCCAGCUUGCCAGCCACUUAACUCUUCUAACUGUAUAGUUUGCAUUUAGCAACGUCUAUUUUCUUACUUGAACAGAAACUAGUUUCCUGCUCUCGGCCCCGCGGGGGGCUCUCCGCCUCCCCGGCCAGCGCCCGGCUCUGGCGCUGGCUUUAGGGUCGUAACGAACUCUCUGACUCCUGCGGUGCCAUUAAACUUCUGGAAUAAAAACUUCUAUCAGGGCA